AUCAAGCGCCUAACAGCAUGGUGAUUAUGAUGUCUAGUGGCGCAGAAUGCUAACGACGUUUUACUGUAUUUCUGGAGGACUUUUAACGACUCGUUUGUGUUUUUAACCGUACGGUUUUUUUUUUCAUGUUUUGUUUGUUUGUUGACUGACAACAGGACAGCGGCGACUUACUUCAGCUUCAAAAUGCAGGCGCUAAAGUUCGGCUGUUUAGCUUCGGCUCGGCUCAAAACCCUCGGCUCAAGCGGACUGCACCCCGAACUCGUCAACGCGACUUCAUGCCGACACGUGCACCUUUCUGUGAAUCGCGUUUGUCAAACGGCUGAAAAAGCAGAGGACAUGGUGGUCAUUCGUGUCCCUCGACACCUGGCAACUCGCGUAGAAAACGUGAAGCAAACUCGGGGCACAAACAAGAUCAGCACCAUUAAAGCGGGCAAGCUCCUGAUCCAGAGCAAGAACCCUUGUCUAAACCAGUCUGCGGGAUACAUCCUGGGGAAGUUCGAGCAGUCUGUUCUGUCUUCAAAGGGUUGGAAACACAGUAAAUCAUUCGGUGACUACUUCACCAUCAAUAACACGAAGGAUGUAGCGCCAUACAUGGCAGCCAACAAGAUGGAGGAGGAUGCUCACCAGAAAUCAGCCGUGACGUUUAAGGACCUCCACAUCUGCAAGGAGCUGGAGGACACUUUGGAAAAUAUUGGGAUUACCCAUCCCACCACUGUGCAGCUGCAGACCAUCCCAAAGGUCAUGAAAGGUCACAACAUCCUCUGUGCUGCAGAAACUGGCAGUGGGAAGACGCUGAGCUACCUGCUGCCUGUUGUUCAGAGGCUGCAGGCUGAGAGGCAGACUGAAAUAAACACAGAGAGAACAAACCAGAUCGGUGCUGUGAUUCUCGUGCCUUCCAGAGAGCUAGCUGAGCAAAUAACAUUGGUCUCCAGGACUGUGUGUGCUCCGUUUGGUUUACACACAAGGUCUGUGGGUGGUGGGCGAGGUGUAGGCCACAUUAAGCAAGUCUUUAAGGAGGACCAUCCAGAUAUUUUAGUGGCCACACCAGGUGCCCUGGUCAAGGCCCUGCGAAGGAAUUAUCUGGACUUGAGUGAGCUGAGCUUCUUCGUCGUAGACGAGGCGGACACCAUGUUUGACCCCAGCUUCUCUCCUAUGCUGCAGGACAUCCUCCUGAAUGUAAACAUCGCAAACCAUCCCAAGGAAACACAGGGCCUGGAUCGUAAAACCCAGCUGCUGCUUGUGGGGGCAACUUUCCCUGGAGAUGUUGGGGAAGUGCUCAGCAAGAUGACAGACCUCGGGAAGAUUGUGACGAUCAAGAGCAGGAUGCUGCAUUGCAUCAUGCCCCAUGUCAAGCAGAGAUUCCUAAAGGUAAAGGGUUCAGACAAAAUCCUGGAGCUCAAUCAAGCCCUGAAGGAGCUGCAACUUCACAAAAAAGGGGGCGCUGCUGUCGUGUUCUGCAACAAGUCUGCCACAGUGAACUGGUUGGGCUACACACUGGACGAAAUGGGGGUCCAGCAUGCUCGGCUGCAAGGAGAGAUGCCCGCCGUUGUGCGUGCAGGGAUUUUCCGCUCCUUCCAGAAGGGCAUAACAAACGUGCUGGUUUGCACAGAUAUAGCUUCACGUGGCCUGGACACCUCCAGGGUACGACUGAUCGUCAACUACGACUUCCCAGAGUCCCAAACGGACUACAUCCACCGAGCAGGGAGAGUGGGGAGAGCUGGAGGAGUGGAAGACGGAGAGGUGCUCAGCUUUGUCACUCACUCGUGGGAUGUGGAGCAGGUGCAGAACAUUGAGAAGGCUGCUCGGAUGAGAACUACUUUGCCAGGGCUGAAAUCUGAAAUACAAGAGCCAAAGCCUGAAACAGUGGAGCCGAAGGAGUAAGCUCUUGUGUGCUUGUUAAUUUUUCACCUAAAUGUAAAAAAGAGCUGUGCAGAAGCUCAUAUCAAAGCAUAUGUAUCAAGGUUCAAGGUGACUUUAUUGUCUUUUGCAUCACAUGAUGUACAUGUUGAAUAAAAUGAG
Molecule: messenger RNA, 2019 nt
Organism: Nematolebias whitei (Rio pearlfish)
Lineage: Eukaryota; Metazoa; Chordata; Actinopteri; Cyprinodontiformes; Rivulidae
Gene: ddx28
Product: DEAD (Asp-Glu-Ala-Asp) box polypeptide 28
Exons: 1
Coding region: 184-1881 (565 amino acids)
Biological process (GO): mitochondrial large ribosomal subunit assembly
Cellular component (GO): mitochondrion
Molecular function (GO): ATP binding; nucleic acid binding
Source: RefSeq, a predicted model, not a curated record